AUGGAGAAUGCACAAGUAAAUUUGGAAGAUCGCCUUCGAAAACUCGAUGAUGUAGAAAAUAAAGUGAUGCUUAUAAUGCAGCAUGCAGGGCACGCUCUUGAAGAGCUUGCGAAGGAUAAGCCAAUAGCGAAACAGGCGGACGCCCAUAUACACAGCUUCCGAAAUGUGGUUCGAGAAGUUGAAACCGAAUUGAACUCCCAUCUUAAUUACUUGAGUCGAAUAUCGGCUGGUCUUCCUUUUGAGGGGAAUGUUUACCGUGAAACCGUUGAACUCACUCUGUCCGCCGAACGGCUGAAAAUAGCUCAGAGGAUUUUGAUGGAUAUUCUGUAA
Dibothriocephalus latus is the source of this 330-nucleotide messenger RNA. Lineage: Eukaryota; Metazoa; Platyhelminthes; Cestoda; Diphyllobothriidea; Diphyllobothriidae. The record is from the annotation of a GenBank genome assembly.